Limanda limanda (common dab) is the source of this 2452-nucleotide messenger RNA. It is a transcript of the gene pdk2a, whose product is annotated as pyruvate dehydrogenase kinase 2a. The record is from RefSeq and is a predicted model, not a curated record. Gene Ontology annotation, cellular component: mitochondrion. Gene Ontology annotation, molecular function: pyruvate dehydrogenase (acetyl-transferring) kinase activity. The coding region runs from base 48 to 1277 and encodes 409 amino acids. The transcript has 11 exons. NCBI's taxonomy places the organism in Eukaryota, Metazoa, Chordata, Actinopteri, Pleuronectiformes, Pleuronectidae. Gene Ontology annotation, biological process: regulation of glucose metabolic process; protein phosphorylation.
UCCCACCAGUGUCCUCCUCCUCCUCCUCCUCCUCUUCGUCAGCCAGGAUGAAGCUGGUUCGGUUCAUCAUGAAGAACGCGGCUCUGGCGAGUGUCCCGCAGCACAUCGAGCGCUUCUCCAAGUUCUCCCCGUCCCCGCUGUCCAUGAAGCAGUUCCUGGACUUCGGCUCGAUCAACGCCUGUGAGAAGACGUCCUUCGUCUUCCUGAGACAGGAGCUUCCUGUGCGUCUCUCCAACAUCAUGAAGGAAAUCAACCUCUUGCCCGACAAACUUCUCACGACCUCGUCGGUGCAGACGGUUCAGAGCUGGUACAUCCAGAGCUUAAUGGAGAUCCUUGAAUUCCUCGACAAGAAUCCUGACGACCACAAAGUCCUGGGAGAGUUUGUCGACGCCUUGGUGACCAUCAGGAACCGACACAACGACGUGGUGCCCACCAUGGCCCAGGGCAUCAUCGAGUACAAAGAGGCCUUCUCCCAGGACCUAGUGACCAACCAGAACAUCCAGUACUUCCUUGACCGAUUCUACAUGAGCCGCAUCUCCAUCCGCAUGCUCAUCAACCAGCACACUCUCAUCUUCGACGGCACCACCAACCCCGUCCACCCCAACACCAUCGGCAGCAUCGACCCUCUCUGCCGGGUCGAGGACGUCGUCCAGGACGCCUUCCACAGUGCCAAGAUGCUGUGUGAACAGUACUAUCUCUGCUCCCCCGAUCUGAUUCUGCAGGAGAUGAACAAUAAGAAGAAGAACCACUCGAUUAACAUCGUGUACGUGCCCUCUCACCUCUAUCACAUGCUGUUUGAGCUCUUCAAGAAUGCUAUGAGAGCUACCAUCGAGACCCACGAGAGCAGCAACAACCUCCCGCCCAUUCAAGUCAUGGUGUCUCUGGGAGGAGAGGACAUGUCGAUCAAGGUGAGCGACAAGGGGGGCGGCGUCCCGUUUCGUAGGAUGGAGAACCUCUUCAGCUACAUGUACUCCACCGCUCCCGCUCCACAGAUAGGAGAGUACACGCGGCCUCCUCUGGCUGGCUUCGGCUACGGCCUGCCCAUCUCUCGACUCUACGCCAAGUACUUCCAGGGCGACCUGCAGCUCUACUCCAUGGAGGGCCACGGCACCGACGCUGUCAUCUACCUGAAGGCUCUGUCCACUGACUCCAUCGAGAGGCUGCCUGUCUACAACAAAACCGCUCUGAAGAACUACAAGGUGAGCCAGGAGGCGGACGACUGGUGCAUCCCCAGCAAGGAGCCCCUGGACCUGAGCACCUACAAGGUGGCCAAGUGAAAGUGUCCCGGUGCUGCAAGAGUCUCCCCAGUCUCGUGUCAUCGCUCUGCUGAGCCAGGAGGGGGCGCUUUGCUUUUAGCCUUUAGCUCGUUCUCCUUGUUUUCAGUCUCUGUCGUUCUGCUGCUUCUUCAUGAGAAAAUAGACAAAUAGGAAACAGAUACUAACACUCGUCACCACUGAGGCUUCGGAGGUGCAGCUCCGAUGUUGCUACAAGUCACUUUUUAUGCAUCAGCAGUGUUUGUGUGUGUGUGUGUGUGUGUGUGUGUGUGUGUAGCGGCAGCACCCAGCAUGCAAUGGGAGUAAAGAACGGUGUGAAUAUGAGUGGACUGAUGACGAGUAGCAGAAGCUGGUUUAAGUUUUCCCAUCUUAAGACAUUUAACAUGUUCUGACGUGUAAACGUUUGAGGGAAACACUGAAACCAGAUGUUGAGCAUUUGAACGAGAACCACUUCCUGUUGUCUUCACGUCUCCGAGGCCUUAAAGUAGCAAACUCACCCAAAGGCUCCUUCAUCGAAACUACUUGAACUAUUGAAACGAAUCCCUCUUGUUGCACGUUGGUACGUUUCCACUACUGUGAGACUGGGAAGUGUAGAUCUGAACAAAAUUAGCUUUUGUGAUUUCCAUGAUUUUCUUCCCUCUUGAGUCCAGACCGUGUUCUUUCAGUUUGAGAACAGGACUUAUUGAUUUCCCGUUUAGAUUCUCUAACUCUAAAUAUACAGAGGACAGAAGAAACCCAGAGAUUUAUGUGUGGACGUUUGUUCGCCCUUGUGAUUUUUUCAUUUCUUUAAAACCAUGGUAACCAGUGUUCCCACUGAGUGAUAAGAUACAGAGUUAUCUUAGUAUUAGUUCUUUUUUUUUCCCGGACAAGGAUGAAUGUAAUAAGUCUUCCGUGCAUUAAUUAGCAUUAAUUAUUAUAUAAUAGCAGCUGCAGCAGUGAAGGGCCCAGGUUCUCUCUGCUCUUCAGCUGAUUCCACUUCAGGCUGUUGAACCACAGGAGGUUGGAGUCUGAUGGAGAAAGUCUCUGAGGGUUUGAGACGCUGGGUCAUACGAGGACAAAGUGCGGAUGUGUUUUCUUUUGUAUUAUAUUUAUCUUAAUCAUACAGUAUGUGAAAGGUUAUUUUUAUAGCUACACAUUUGUGACUGAAACGAUUGUAAAUACUGUAAAUACAAACAAUA